AUGGUCUUACCGCCAACAACACCUGCUCCCUCACGGUUCUUAUCCUCCAAAAGGUCGAGUACUCAACUGUCGCAAACCCAAACCCCAAAUCAAAACGUUACGCAAAGGUCGAGCCAGUUCCACGCCACUCCCCGGUUCGCCACAUCAACGCCUAGGCCAUCUUCAACCCGGGCAGGAGCAACCUACGCGACGCCAGCAUUGGCCAUCAAGUCCCGAGUGCCUAGGAGUCGCUCGACCCAGGACAUUAUCGAUGACAGCUCGCCCGUGGGUCCCGAAGAUGGUUCACCGCCGGCAUCGGCCAGCGCAUGGAGCGCAUUUCCCGAACCCAUUGAGUUUGACUCCUCGUUGGUUGAGCAGUCACCGAGUUCCGAGGACCCCCGCUCUCCCAAACGCAGGCGUAUUUCCAUAGCCUCCUCUGAGCCUGAGACAGAGGGGCUGGAAUUAUCGCAAGAUUUUGAGGGGGGCCAUCCCGAGUCAUCCUUAAAUGCUCCCGGUGACCGCAUCGCAUCCUAUUCUCCGGAAUUAGAGAACGGGGUGAAUUAUGACCAGGACCACCAUGGGAGUGUCGCUGCCCCGGAUACACACAUGAUAUCCUCCUCACCAGUCCAACCUUCUUCCCCAAUAUAUGGUUCUGAAUGGGAUCAAGUACCGCAGGAACGAGAAGAAGAAGAAGAAGGUGUAAAUUCAGAACCCACCAUCUCUAAAGCUGAUUCCAACGCCUCGCCAGCUCCAGCAACUCUCGAACCAACCGCCCGAUUCACCGUCUCCAAAUCUGUUCCCCCCGCCUUCCGGGCUGGCCCUCGCUUCAAGCCCACCGAGCCACCAGACAAAUUCCCCAUUCAUCCCAACGCCUACCUCACGGCGGAUAUCUUUUCUCCCCAACGCCGCGGAGCUCGAUAUCUUCCUGGCGGACUAGCCGCGGAACUACGAGACUGGCUGGUAGAUGUCAAGGGUAGUGCUGAUGGGAAAGAAGAUGUGAAGGCUACAUGGUCUGCCUCGGGUCUUUCUGCGGGUAGUACUCGUGCGGUGCAGGUGACUGUGGAUGCGGUUUCGAGCGGCGGAGUUGGGAUGACGUUGGUCACCGGCAGGGUCCAAGAUGAUGGCCGGGUCAUAAGGAUUGUCUUAGCUGGGGAGGGGAAUCUUGAAGGCUUAGAAGGAAAUAGAGGGAAGGUCAUUCCUGGCGCGGUUGUGAGUAUUGCACCACCUGCUUGGGAUGUCCACCUUGACGGGCAGUGGACGGUUGCAUAUCGUUGGAGUGUUGUGGAUCAUGGGAGGUAG
Molecule: messenger RNA, 1278 nt
Organism: Dichotomopilus funicola
Lineage: Eukaryota; Fungi; Ascomycota; Sordariomycetes; Sordariales; Chaetomiaceae
Exons: 2
Coding region: 1-1278 (425 amino acids)
Source: RefSeq, a predicted model, not a curated record